AUAACCGCCCAGCUACCUGUCAAGCGUUCACAGUCGGUAUCUGAAGUCGUGCAGGGUGUUACACGCUAGCUCCUAUAUCAUCGAACGGUGGUAUAGCUUUCAACCACAGAAAGUCGUACGCAUAGCCGCGUUACCGGAUUGAUAGACAACGAUGCUUUAUGCAAGGUUCGUGGCAUUUGCCCUGCUAUGGUGCAGUAUGAAAGCAGAGAUUACCCCAGUUGAGGUAUCCGUAGAAAAACUCGCCCAACUGGCAGAUGGAGUUGACAGCAUUGCCAAGAGAUCAGUGGGAGAAUACGAUGCAGAAAUCAAGCAGAUAAAUGCCUUCAAACGGAGUGUCAAUGAUAUGCUACAUGAUCAGCUUUCUCUGCACAAGAGGGCAAUCGGACACUUGGAGGAGGUCGACGAUGACGAUGAUAAAAAAAUUGGACAUAAAAUAGUUAAAAGAGAUGUUCCGUCGUCGAUGUACAGGGAUGUCAGUGGUUACCUGCAGCUACAAAACAUUGAGAUUAGUGAGACAAUGUCCGCCGCUGACAUAACGGAUAUUGAGCCGCUGAGUGGAGUGGACGUUGUUUCAUCCAACGGUGUAGUUGACGUGGGAGACUUCACUAUUCAUGGCUGCAUCUUGGACAAUCUAAGCAAGGUCCUGGUCGACGUUCACAACAAUGCUGAUGACAUCGAACCAUUUAACAUCUCAGGCCAAGUAUAUGUAGCUGUAGCUAAGAAUGAUGCCACGGGAUCACCGAUAUACACAUAUGUGGACAGCGAGUGGUCGGUAGUGCAGCGUCUUCGACAAGUCGAGACAUCACAGAUACAGUCAUUCAUGUUCCAAGACGUGCCACAUCUGGCUGUGGCGACAUAUGCUGCUGAAAUCAAUGGUGAUCUAGAGGUCGAAGCUUACAGCUUCAUAUACCGGUGGGAAGGUGUUGCAUUCAGCAGUGCCUAUAGGAUAAAGACCUCCGGUGCAAGAGACAUUGAACCUUUCACAAUCUAUGACAAGCAAUAUUUGGCUGUUGCAAAUCAUGUGGACGAUGGAGGAAACGUAGCUAUAGAGUCUGAGAUCUUCGUCUAUGAUCCACAUGAGCAGGAUUUCACCAGCUUUCAGAUGCUGCCGACUUACGCUGCCUCCGACAUUGAAUUCUUCCACAUUGAAAUAAAUGGGAAGAAGGAAUUCUUCCUGGCCGUUGCUAAUGAGAUGGAAAUCAUUAACGGAGUUGAAAGUCCGGCUACAUCAGUAGUUUACAAGUAUGUGGACUACAUGUUCAUUCCAUUCCAAGGCUUCAGUUUGACUAGGGCAGUGAAAGUUAAAGCUUUGCUAACUGACACUAACACUAUUCUUCUGGCUUUUGCGGACCGGAUCGAGGGCUUGAGACUGUACGAAUAUAAUGGAUGGAGAUUCACUCUGACCCCACAGCAGUCGGAGAUACCACCUACAAACACUGAGCUGGUUAACAUAGCCCCAAUCGCUGUGUUUGCUGAUCCUGCAGAAGUUUACAUGGCUGGUGUGUAUCGAGACACUACACACAGCGGCGGUCUGUCACACACCUUUAAAUUAAGCUUCAACAGGACCUCACCGAUCGAGGAUAUGUACGACACCUAUCAAACAAGAUGUGGUAAUCUACAGACAACGUGGGAUGCUAUCGACAUGGCUUACAAGGAUCUGGAGAGUGACCUCAAUACGACGAAUCUUGCACUGCUCACUGAUGAUCCAAUAGUUUUUACUGGUAGCCUUACAUUUCAAGGCGACGUAGUGAUCAACGAAGGUGGAAUAGUAAGUUCGCCAGUGAUAGAAUCUGAUGUACUGCAUUUCAACGAGGACGAAUUCGAUAGCUUCACUGGCAUAAUGGAUGACAUCAUUGCCGAGAACAGCAACUGUGAAGCAGUUGAUGCAGUCAAGAAUAGAAGUCUGAGAACUGAUUCGACCUCACAGAUUGUCGCUGGUACAGUACAGUUUCAAGCUGUUACCAUGAAUGCAGGAGUUUCUGUGCAAGGUGACAUUUAUGCCCCAGCCAUCAAUACUGAUGUUGACAUCGAGCGUCUUGGUGAAAUUGCUGUGUAUGCUACAGGAGUUGAACAGCAGGACUUCAACAUGGACAUGAACUUCAGCGAUAUCCAGUUUGACGCUGCUGUUACUGCCUCUGGAACACUGGAUACUAUUGCACAAGACAGAAUCGCAUGGAUCGAUGGUUCAGUGAUAGAUAUUACAGCAGAUAAAACAUUCCAAGAAGAGCUUGAUUUUGGAGGUGGGCUCACCGUGAAUGGAACUGUAGAUAGCAGAAUGAUCUCUUCCAACGAUAUUCUGAUGACCUCCGGAGAGCAAGAUGUUACUGGUGAACUGGAAUUUAUUGACACCACCCUAACUGCUACUGCAAUGACAGUUGACGGGACCGUUGAUGGUGUGGACGUCACAGACUUGAUAACCGACGCAGUGUAUUACAAUGUCCCUUCAACAAUCACAGGUUAUAAAACGUUUAGCAAUGCAGCGACACUCACCAAUCUUGAGGUUCCUCUGCCAGGCCUGAUAGAUGGAGUUGAUAUCGUUGACCUUGACUCUAAUGCGUUUCGUCUUGGUGGACAGCAAAGUAUCACAGUGCCUAUGGACUUUAGUGACAUCGACCUGGAUUCAGGUUUAACCUUGGCAAGUGGUUACACCCUAGCCGGUCUUGAUCCAGCACACGUUGUAUUGUUAAACUCAACCCUGCAAACAAUAACUGGCGCAAAGACUUUCAACGCAUCCCAGCAAUUUGGUGUGCUUAACAUGGUGGCUGGGAAGUCGAUCGAUGGCAUCGAUAUCCUUGACACUAACAAACCAGACCUUCUGCUGUCCGGUGAAGCUCAGUCAGUUUCUGGAAGCAAGACAUUCUCUAGUGACCUUCAUAUUGGCAGCUCGACAGCAGGAACUGUCAAUGAUAUAAAUCUUCAACAAAUGAGCAGCUCUGCUCUUAAAACAACCGGCAAUCAGAUAGUUACAGGAGUGAAGACCUUUAGUAAUGUGACAUUCAGUUCCCCAAUCACUGUUGGUGGCAAGGUUGAUGGUGUUAGCCUGUCAUUGUGGUCGAGUACCUCCAUUUCUCUAAGUUCGACCAGCAUCAGUGUUGCACUCACAUUUACUCAAGACAUGCUGACGUUGGCUGGAAACCUUCAAGUGACAGGAGACGUGAAUGGUGUUAGUGUGCCCCAAAGCUUCUUGAGAACUGAACCACUCUAUAAUACCCAAGUGUCCGGCCUGAAGGACUUCACUAAUGGUAUCUGGCUCAACAACAAUCUCAGGGUUACUGGAACUGUCGGUGACAUAGAUCUGUCACAAUUCGUCGCAGAUUCACUUCUAAAGGACACAGCAAUGGUUGUUAUGGGAAAAAAGACAUUCACAGAGAGUACCACAUUCGGCAACUUGACGGUCACUGGUGCGGUCAACGCCUUGACCGUGCCAGCACACGUGGUGCAGCUAUCCACAAACGAGUUCAUCGCAAGUGCAUUCGUCUUCAACGACAUGGUUGCAGAAGCAGGCUUGACCGUCAGCACAUUGACUCUCGGUGGUCUGCUAAACGGAGAGGACCCAAUGACCUUGAAAACUGACACGUUAUACCCGGUUCCGCCCAUCGCUGGUACCACGCAAAUUGUGACUGGAGCAAAGGUUAUUGCGCAAAAUGUGCUGUUCAGUGGUGCCGUCACAUGCAAUCUAGUUGACGGAGUAGACCUAGUUGUGCUGGAAGCAGAUGCAGUACUUAAGAAUCAGGAUUCGACGAUCACUGGUGAGAAAACCUUAAACGGAGAAACAACCAUCGUAUCCUGGACUUCCACGGGUCUUGUCGACGGUGAAUACAUCACGGAUUGGGAUAGUCUGGUUGUGCAGCAAGGCAGAGAGCAGACUGUAAGUGGAGCAACCACGUUUGAGAACCACGUCACCGCUCCCAACGUGGUCACAUCUGAUGGCACGAUAAAUGGUGUCGAUGUCCGAACCUUGAAUGUGGAGGCUGUGAGACGCAUGGGUACUUCCAUCAUCAUUGGUCCAGUUACAUUCCUUAACCUGACUGCCACGGAUGUCACACUAGUUGCAUCUAAAACUGUCGAUACCGUUGACCUGAGUGAGGAGAACGUUGAUACAACAAUUGCUGUUACCAUCACCGGACUAAAAACCUUCACUGCAAAUCAGACCGUGGGAAACCUCACAGUAACUGGAUAUGUGGAUGGAGUGAACAUUGCACAGCUCUACGAGGAUGCGGCUAGAACACAGGGCGCCACAUUAUUAGCACAUACACUCUUCACUGGUGGAGUAGACUUUCAGGAUGUCUUGAUAACAACGAGUUUGCUGGGAACAGUGGACAUAGUCAACGUGAACAGCCGUGUUGUGAGAAAGACAGAUGUUGAUCAGAUACUGAGUGGCUUUUAUUUCUUGUCCAAUGCCAACUACGCUGGGGACAUUACAGUGAAUGGCUUGAUCGAUGAUGUGAGAGUAGAGACGUUGAAUGCCACCUACGUGAGUGUGACUCAAUCACAGAACAUUGAAGGAGUCGUCACAUUCACUGAUGUCGUUGCUGGAUAUCUCAAUCUAGGCACUCUCGGUGUUGGAGGUCUUGUGGAUGGUGUGAACAUCACAGAUUUCGACAUGACUGUGAUGAGAAUUGUAGGUGAUCAAACCAUAACUGGCAGUCAUACGUAUACAGGUCCCACAGUUCUUGAAGCUGACCUGGUGGUAGGUGGCCUCGUGGAUGGGGUAGAUGUGGCCAACAAUACUGCGCAACAUGGAGCGGACAACGUCUUCACUGGCACGAAAACAUUUAGCCACACAGAUGGCUUCAAUGCGGCAGGAAAUGUGACAUUUGACGAUGGAAAAACUGUGCACGGUGUUGAUGUGUCACAGUGGGAAGAUGAUGGAGUAAAUAUGAACGUGGAUACGACCAUAGGAGGCGCCAAGACCUUCACUGCUGAUACUGUCACAUUCAGUAAUAAUAUACAAGCGGAUGACAUCGUAGAUGGUUAUAUGGUAGAUGCAGCCACCUUGUUAAUGCUGUCAGGCGAUCAAGAUAUCACAGGCUUGUAUACAUUCUCCACUCUGGUGACGGCUACAGAACUCCAGGUAGCGGGCACCGUUGAUGGCAUGAAUGUAACUUAUGUCGGAGAGAUGGCCCUGCUAAGCAACAAGAACGGCACUCUGCAGACAUUACUAGAAGAAGUGACGUUCAGCAGCGCACCACUAUUCAACAAUACACAGAUGAAUGAACUACUAAAUGGUGUAGACAUCACAAGUGAUGUCCAAAUGAUCCUAGAUGACUACAAAAUUUCCAUCAUCAGAGACAGUCUACACAACCAGUGCGAUGCCCUUACAGACAUGUCCGGAGCUCUGAAUGAAACUGCCAUGCUGCUCAAAAACGUAAAGGAAUUUUCUAGCUAUGAAGAAACCCUUAACGCUUUCACACCGUUCGUGAUGAGUGGAGACCAGUACAUCGCAAUGGCUGUCAAGAGCAAGACCUGUGUAGAAUCAAAGAUUCUGAAGUAUAACACCAUCAACAACACCUUUGACGUGUUUGGUAGUCUAUCAACUGUGGGAGCAGAACACAUGGAUCAUUUUGAGUUCGAGGGCAAUCACUAUCUCGCUGUCGCUUUCAGCGUGGAAUACCUGGACUCCCUCCCUUGCUAUGCCAAGCAGAGCACAUUUGGAGGCGAUGCUGCCAUAUCGUACGUGCAGGUGUAUAAAUACAAUGCCGACACAGAAACAUUUGACCUGUGGCAGAGCCUGGCUGCUACCAUACCUCUUGGUCUGAAGGCAUUCUCAUGGAAUGGGAAGCAGUGCUUGGCUGUUGCAAAUAACUUUCAUCCAAUCGAUAUGACUACCGUCAUUCCUUCUAAACUAUACUGCAUGACGGACGAUGCUGGAAAGUUCAACGAAACGUGGGAUCUUGAAACCUAUGGCGCAGUUAGGGUGGAUGCAACAUCUAUCGAUGGAGUACUACAUAUCGCAUUUGCAAACCAGUAUCACUCGAGCGUGGGCUACCAGACGCGAAGCAUUGUCUACUACUGGAACAACACAAACGACACUUUUGACAAACACUUGCUCCCGACCAUCAGAUGUGUGGACGCAGUGUUUGUGACGACAUCGACAUCUGACGUUCUGCUUGUGCUUGCCAACGCCCAGUCUGGCAUGCUCGGAGUCAGCGCCCAAACGGAUGUAUACCAGUAUGAUGGCUCGGCAAUGAUGCCUUGGGUACUGAGCCAGACGCUCGAAGUUCCCAGUGCUGUGGACUUGGAAGUGGCGGAUCUGAUGGACGGAGGGAGAUAUCUGUUUGCUGUGAACGGGGAGACCAUGCAGUCGAUCACUGUGUAUAAGCUAGGUGGCUCCGCAUUUUUCCUGGAUAGUAUGACACUGAGAGUCAACUACAAAUGUGUGGAGGUCUCUGUAUUCACGAUCCCUGACCUGGCAAGUUUCGUUGCCGUAGCAGUAGAUGGAGACUUCAACGAAAACCUGUUCAUCACUAUGAGCUCCGAUAUUCUAAAGGUUGAGACUGAAGGUAAGGCAAUUGAUUCAAGUUCGUGCCAGGGCUACGAUCCUCUGGAAGAACUGGACAACUGCUGUUAAUUCCUUACUGGCUCCAUAAGCGAUCGUCACUAACCACCUUGUAUGACUGAUAUUAUCAAGAGCAUAUAAGCUUCUUUAUACGCUCUUGAUAUUAUAUGACUAUACAUUUACUUGUUAUGCAGCAACCAUUAUGAGUUUGCCAGUAUUUAUGAAAAAUUGUUGUUUAUGUAUGAUUAUUGAUUAUUGAUUGUGAUUUUGUGACGCAUUUGUACUCCAGGCUUAAAUAAUUGGCUGUUCGCCACUGAAAAUCGAGGUCAUGUCAGUACUUCUUGGGGCUCUUCAUAUAGGCUGUAUAUUACCAUGAUACCAUACCAUAACCAUUGUACAAAGCUGGGCACUCCCCUUCCUUUCUUUUCCUUUAGGUAAGGCAAUUGAUUCAAGUUCGUGCCCAGCCUACGAGCCUCUGGAAGAACUGGACAACUGCUGCUAAUUCGUUACUCGCUCCAUAAGCGAUCGUCACUAACCACCUUAUAUGACUGAAAAAGGCCUGACCUUAUUUAUGAAAAAUGUGAUUGUUGUUUAUGUAUUUUUUGUUAAUAAAUGUUUUCCGUUAUAUUUGA
This is a messenger RNA of Priapulus caudatus, 7131 nucleotides long. RefSeq lists its product as uncharacterized. NCBI's taxonomy places the organism in Eukaryota, Metazoa, Priapulida, Priapulimorpha, Priapulimorphida, Priapulidae. Gene Ontology annotation, biological process: signal transduction. The transcript is spliced from 42 exons. The record is from RefSeq and is a predicted model, not a curated record. The coding region runs from base 152 to 6571 and encodes 2139 amino acids.